This is a messenger RNA of Pyrus x bretschneideri (Chinese white pear), 2134 nucleotides long. Its product is annotated as pyruvate decarboxylase 1-like. Gene Ontology annotation, molecular function: magnesium ion binding; thiamine pyrophosphate binding; carboxy-lyase activity. The coding region runs from base 140 to 1960 and encodes 606 amino acids. NCBI's taxonomy places the organism in Eukaryota, Viridiplantae, Streptophyta, Magnoliopsida, Rosales, Rosaceae. The transcript is spliced from 6 exons. The record is from RefSeq and is a predicted model, not a curated record.
UUCUUACUCUUCUUCCUCCUCCCAACAGCCACAAAGAUCCAAUCCUUUCUCCCAUUUUUGUACGAUCAACACUUUAUUUGAUCAACAAAACACAGAACCUGAAUCCCAAACCCCACUUUCGAGCUCUCCAAUUUCCGCCAUGGCCACCAGCAUUGACUCCCUAGACUCUUCAAAACCUGCCAACAACUGCAUCGGUUGCCCUCCCCAAAACAGUGCUGCCACCAUCCACGACUCCUCCCACCCUCCCUCCGCCAUCGCCUCAGCUGACUCCACUCUCGGCCGCCACUUAGCACGCCGCCUGGUGGAGAUCGGGGUGGGGGACGUGUUCUCUGUCCCCGGGGAUUUUAACCUAACCCUACUAGACCAUCUCAUUGCUGAACCGGGGCUCACCAACAUCGGCUGCUGCAAUGAACUCAAUGCCGGUUACGCCGCUGAUGGGUACGCCCGGGCCCGUGGCGUCGGGGCGUGCGUUGUCACGUUUACUGUGGGUGGGCUUAGUGUUCUCAAUGCCAUUGCUGGAGCGUACAGUGAGAACCUUCCUGUUAUUUGUGUUGUUGGAGGGCCUAACACAAAUGAUUAUGGCACGAACAGAAUUCUUCACCACACCAUUGGCUUGCCGGAUUUCAGCCAAGAACUCAGAUGCUUCCAGACUGUCACUUGCUAUCAAGCUGUGGUGAACAACUUGGACGAUGCACAUGAACAGAUUGACACAGCCAUUUCUACCGCUCUCAAAGAAAGCAAGCCUGUAUACAUUAGCAUCAACUGCAACUUGCCUGCCAUUCCACAUCCAACUUUUAGCAGAGAGCCCAUUAAAUUUUGCAUCUCACCUAGAAUGACCAACAAGAUGGGGCUAGACGCCGCUGUGGAGGCAGCAGCUGCCUUCUUGAAGAAGGCAGUGAAGCCAGUUGUGGUUGGCGGACCCAAGCUCCGAGUGGCAAAGGCUCAUGAAGCCUUUGUUGAAUUUGCAGAUGCCAGUGGCUAUGCUGUUUCUAUGAUGCCAUCAGCCAAAGGGCAUUUCCCUGAAACACAUCCUCGCUACAUCGGGACAUACUGGGGAGCAGUCGGCACUGCCUACUGCGGUGAGAUUGUGGAGUCUGCUGAUGCAUACGUGUUCGCCGGUCCAAUCUUCAAUGACUACAGCUCGGUUGGCUACUCUCUCCUUCUCAAAAAGGAGAAGGCAAUCAUUGUGAAGCCCGAUAGCGUGGUGGUUGGCAAUGGCCCUUCUUUCGGUUGUGUCCUAAUGAAGGACUUUCUUCAGGCACUUGCGAAGAGGGUCACCAAAAACACAACCGCUUACGAAAACUACGCCAGAAUCUACGUCUCAAAUGGCCAGCCUCCCAAAUGUCAGCCUAAUGAGCCUCUAAGAGUGAACAUUCUGUUCCAGCACAUUCAGAAAAUGCUUUCAGCUGACACCGCAGUUAUUGCUGAGACCGGUGAUUCUUGGUUCAACUGCCUGAAACUGAAACUGCCGGAAGGAUGUGGGUAUGAGUUCCAGAUGCAGUAUGGCUCAAUCGGGUGGUCUGUUGGUGCAACUCUUGGCUAUGCAGAGUCUGUUCCAAAGAAGCGCAUCAUUGCUUGCAUCGGUGAUGGGAGCUUCCAGGUGACUGCACAAGAUGUGUCAACGAUGAUCCGAUGCAAUCAAAAAAGCAUCAUCUUCCUCAUAAACAAUGGAGGAUACACCAUAGAAGUUGAAAUCCAUGAUGGGCCUUACAAUGUGAUCAAGAACUGGAACUACACCGGUUUGGUGGAUGCAAUCCAUAACGGUGAAGGAAAAUGCUGGACAACAAAGGUUCGUACCGAGGAGGAGCUAACGGAAGCGAUUGCAACAGCAACUGGGGAAAAGAAAGACUGCUUGUGCUUCGUUGAAGUGAUUGUUCACAAGGAUGACACAAGCAAAGAGCUGCUUGAAUGGGGAUCCAGGGUCUCUUCUGCCAAUAGCCGCCUGCCAAAUCCUCAAUAAAAAAGCCAUUCUUUAGAAUGAUCACAAAAAAUCCAAAUUAGAAUAAGAUCUUAGUACUUUAGUAGAUUGAAUUAUUUUAUUUAAAUUAGACUAAGAGCAAAAUUAUAUCCUAGAAUUGUGUUUCUAGAUUAGUUUCUACUCGUGAAGGAAUAUCAAAAUUUAUGAAUUUUCUCA